GCCCCUGCUGAUGUGGAGGGGAAUAGUCAGAUCAGCCGGGACCCUAGCUAACGUCAUUGUGAUACUGUGUACACAAAUAACCACGGUGAUAAAUGGUGUUUAUAUAACAAGAAGAGCUGCACAACUAUAGCAGCACCACUGGCUCAUCACUAAUACUACUAGCACCACCACCACUACUACUACUACAACCACUAGCUAGCAACUAACUCACUACAACUGCAAGGAUGCUCACAUAGAUGCUAACGCUAGCCAUACCUGCUGGAAGAGGAACAGGACAGAGGGAGACUGAAGUCUGAUCUUGAUCUUUCCAAAAUGGACAGGAAGGCUGAAGAAGAAGGGGGAGGACCUGGUUCAGACUAGGACUUGUGACUUGCAUGCAUCGUUAUGCGACACCACAGACUAAGAGGCUGCUCGGCUUAAACGGAGCGGAUGUGAGGCUUGUUUGUUGUGCGUAGAAGGUUCAGGCAUAAUCAACUGAGGGUAAUUUGUAUGCUGGGGCAAUAUGUCUGUGAAGGUGCAGCACUUUGACAGCGAUAUUAUCCCAGUCUAACACAGCAGUGUGCCUGUCCCUCCCACAAGACGUUAAACCUCACAAGCUGCCUGAUCAUAUGAUGUUGCUGUAAAGACCCUGGAGGGGAUCUGUGAAUGGCGCCAUUGGAGGUUGUAACAUUCAGGAUUUCACACUUUUGGGAUCCUACAGAAUGAUCAUUCUUCAUAUGGCAGAGCAGGACAUUUUGUAACGACAGCAUCUUUCACCAAAACCCACAAACACCCCAACAAAGGAACUGACUGAGAUACAUGCUAAUGGAGGAGGAAAACGUGUGCUCCUCCCUACCAGAUGUCACAGAUUCAGUCCUUCAGCAGCCUCAACAAGACUCAUGGACGUCCAUGGACCGCCAGUGUGUGAAUGGAGAGGAGGAGACCAUUGUGUGGGGCGACACAGAGGUUCAGAUGAACCAGGCACACGGGACGGAUCAACUCGGUCUGUUCCUCGAGACCCCUGAGGAGGCGGAACAGUGGGAGCAGAUAGUGUGGCCGGUGCACCCCAUGACCUGUACCGGUGCUCCGCUUUCCUUCGCCACAGUGCAAUGGGACAUGCCUGAUCCCUCGGCAGCGACACCUUCAUUCAUGACUGACAGCAGCGCGGCCAAUGAGCCGAGCUCAGGCGGCUCGACGAGUCUAGAUACCACUUCCCCCUCACUUCACCCGUCUCAACGCGUUAAUGCUGAUCUUUUCAUACGGGAGGGCAGAGGGGAAGAAGAUGAGGCUGAUUCUCAGCUCCUCAACUCACAUCUAGAGCGGACAGGAAACGGCUCAGAGCCAUGUGAUGCCGCAGAUGUGCAAGAGCCGCCGACACAGGAAAGAGAAGAUUCAACACACAAGCUGUUGGAUAGUAAUAACGGCAUCCCACUGAGGGCCGACUCAAAAGAAGAGGAGAGACACUCGGUAACCUCAUAUCCUGUUGAAACUGUGGUCUUAAUCAACAUUCUUCAAGGGACUGAUGUCUCAGAAGAUGAAGUGGACAAUUGUGUCAAUUUAAAGCUUGAAGAGGAACGGGAGGAACCCGGCGUUCUGCAGACUGGACAGGGAGACUCAGAGGAAGAGCAAACUUCAGCGAAUGGUGUUGAGGAAGAGGAAGAAGGCGAGGGAGACGAAGAGAGGCAGAUAAAUGUGUCCUGUACUGAAGAAAGUGAAGAGGCAAAAGAUGUCAGUUGUCUGAGUAAUGUGGCGUUUCCUGCAGAGACACUACAAACUGAUGAUACUGGACCAACUGUAAACCCAGAUAAGCUGAUUGAUCGGCAGCACUCAGAGCUCCUGGAGGAAAGGCAGCACUCAGGGACUAAAGAGGACAUAGAGAUACUCCAACGGUUCCAUCAAGAUCUCACCGGUCAGACUGCAGAUAUGUGCGAAGAUGUAGAUCAGAACGUGGACCCUGAACAGCCGGAUGCUGCGGACGACAACAAAGAACCGUCGAUUAAGGCGGCAGAAAACACAGAGAGGAUAGAAAACUCACCGAAGGAGACGAGUCGUUUAGAGGAACGAGAUUGCGACCACGACCACGUUUCCCUGCAGCCCGAACAAGCGGAGUCCGAGCAGCUUGAGAGGACCGAAGAGUCAAAGGAGAUCCAAGCAGAGGUGUCGCAGGACUCUGACCAGCGAGGAAAGUCGCAGCGUCUGAAACGGACACGAGAGAUGGAACUCACAGAGGAGUCAACGCGACGUGAGACGGCAGGCCUGCCAGAGGACUCUACUCAGUCAGAGCAGACAGUUUCUUCCGGAGUGGCAGAGCAGCAAGAACAGACGGAGCCGUCAGAGCAGAAUGAGCAGACGCAAACGCAAACGACCGACUUGUCUCAGCCGACGCUCUCUGGGCAGCUUGUGCAGCCGGAGACAGAUGAGUCAGAAAUAACGGAGCAUCUGUCUCCUGAGCCCGAGGUCACGCGGCAGACAGCGCAGGCCGAGUUCAACCAGGUGGACAAACAGCCUGAGACGUCACAUCAGGGUGAAGAAGUGGGAGUUGCUGAGGGCGGCUCCGUGCGAACAACCGUCGCAAAUGAAGAGCGACCCAAAUCCCCUGAGACAGCGGUGCCUCAUAUGAAUGGAGACGCGGUGAACAGAGAGAUGGCCCGCCGCCUCGCUGAACGGCUGUACAAGUUGGACGGGAUCCAGCGCGUGGACGUGGUGAAGCACUUAGACAAAGAUAACGACUUCAGUCGAGCUGUCGGGGAGGAAUACCUGAAACUAUUUGACUUCACCGGGGAAACUCUCGAUCGUGCCCUGAGGUCUUUCCUGAAAGUGGUGGUCCUGAUAGGAGAGACCCAGGAGAGAGAGCGCGUGCUGCAGCAUUUCGCCUGCCGCUUCCAUCAGUGCAACCCCGCCUCCUUCACCUCUUCAGAGUCUGUGUUGGCACUCACAUGUGCUCUGAUGCUCCUCAACACUGACCUGCAUGGACAGAAUGUAGGGAAAUCAAUGUCCUCGACUAAAUUUGUGUCCAACCUCGAUCGGAUGAAUGAAGGAGAAAACUUCAGCAAGGAUCUCUUGAAGAGUCUUUACAACUCUAUAAAGAGUGAGCCGCUGCAGUGGGCGAUUGACGAGGAGGAGUUGAAGAGCUCCGUGCUGGUGGACGAGGACGCAGGAGAAGAUGCGCCGCUGCGUUCGAAGGCGAACCCCUUCCAGGACAUUCCUCAUGACAAAACGGCUCCUGUGGCCAAACAGGGAUUCCUCCAGAGGAAGCUGCACGCCGACAUAGACGGCAAGCGCACUCCGUGGGGAAAGAGAGGCUGGAAGACUUUCUACGGAGUGGUGAGGGGAAUGGUCCUUUACCUGCAGAAGGAUGAUUACAGGAGGGAUCAGCCGAUAGACGAGGAGGUGGUGAGUUUGCAUCACUCUCUGGCCGAGCAGGCAGCCGACUACACCAAGAAGCCACACGUCUUCCGUCUGCAGACGGCUGACUGGAGGGUUUUACUCUUUCAGGCCUCAUCCAAAAUGGAGAUGUUCUCAUGGAUCAGCCGCAUCAACCUGGUCUCGGCUCUUCACUCCUCGCCUCCGUUCCCCGCCGCCGUCGGCUCUCAGAGGAGAUUCUGCAGACCCAUCCUCCCCUCAGCGCAGUCUGCUCAGACUCUGGAACGUCAGCUGCAGUCUCACGCAGAAACACUGCAGUCCUUCAAAGAAGACUUAUUGUACCUGCAGCAAAACCUGCCAGAGGGCAAAAGAGCCAAAGCCAAGGAGCUGGAGGAGCAUCGCGUCAGAGCGGAGUACCUGCAGCACGAGAUGUGUCGCUAUGGGAUCUACAUCCAGGGGCUGGAGGCAUGGAAGAGCGUGAAGAAGACAGGCGGCAGCGUGUUGAGCAUCGCGGACCUGAAACAGUUUGAUAGAGCAGUGUGUGCAGACUCUGUGGGGGAGGAAGACGAGGUUGAUGGCGGCCUGAAAAAGUCCCACUCCAGCCCCUCUCUGGAGCUGGAGAUGGUCCUUCCGACGGUGAUCAAAGUCAAACGCAACAUCUCGGAAAGACGGACUUAUCGCAGGACCAUCAUUCCUCGGUGGAAUAAAGAGGUUUAAGCUGUUUUUUAUGAGCUGCUGCUGUGAGCCGACCGGUCGAUUUAUUUGUGGAGGCACUGAGCAGAGAAGGAAAGAAACACCAGCAUUUAUCUGAGGCUUUAGCAAGUUAGUGUUUUGUUUUUAAUGCAUUUUUUUUAUCUUGUGCACUUUUAUAAAAAUUGAACCUCAGGGAAUCCCAAACCCUCAAUCUCUCUCAAGAAAGAAAGCGGGAACCUGAUUAAUUUGAGUGACUCAAAAUGUCUGGAGCUAAUUUAUUUAGUUUAGUUGUGUUAAGUUUGGUCUGUAGUAUUACUCAACAAAGUACGAAUUUGCUUUUUUGUUCUUUUUACUUGGAGCAAAACUGUCCCUUUUUUUUAAAAAAAAAAGUCAACCACUAGAGGGUGCUGUAGCAUAGCACAACUGUAAGUGAACAGGGUGUGUGUGUAUGUGUGUUUUUUUUAAAUAGCCGAAUUGCACUUUUAUUGUUUUUUAAUAUUGUGUACAAUAUGUUGAUGACAUUGUUACAUAUUGUUUUCAAAUGAAGGGUUUGUUUCCAAAAUGUCAUGUAUUAUUUUCUCGUUCGGGAAAAAUAAACUGUUACUUCUGUUCAUCUUUCA
This is a messenger RNA of Cyclopterus lumpus (lumpfish), 4655 nucleotides long. RefSeq names its product PH and SEC7 domain-containing protein 4. Gene Ontology annotation, biological process: regulation of ARF protein signal transduction. The coding region runs from base 799 to 4059 and encodes 1086 amino acids. NCBI's taxonomy places the organism in Eukaryota, Metazoa, Chordata, Actinopteri, Perciformes, Cyclopteridae. Gene Ontology annotation, molecular function: phospholipid binding; protein binding; guanyl-nucleotide exchange factor activity. The transcript is spliced from 17 exons. The record is from RefSeq and is a predicted model, not a curated record.